AUGUCCCUGUUAUGGAAAUCUGCACCUAUUUUAAAAAACCUGGUAAAAUAUGUACCUGCAGCGACACGGGUCCAAAAAAUUCACCGAUGGGUUGCACCCACAUUAAUGGAAUUAAAGAGACGAGAAGACAAAUUAGGAGGUAAAAUAACAAACCCAAGGAAUACUUUUUUAGAGUGGAAUUUAGAAGCUGAAUUAUUCGCCUUUGGAAAGAGAUUGAAUGAAGAAUUUGACUCAGAUUUAUUAUUACAAGCUUUUACUGAUAGAUCAUAUGUUAUAAAAGAAGAAAUGAAACAAAAGGAAAUUGAAUUUAAUAUAAAAAUGAAAGAUAAUAAGGAGUUAGCAGAAGAAGGUGAAAAAUUUAUAGAACAGUACAUUCAAGUAUAUUUAGAAACGGUCCUGCCUAAGUUUCCUUUAGAAGGUAUCUCAGGAAUUAAAGCACAUCUAACAUGUGAAGAAACAUUAGCAAAUAUAUCUUUGCAUCUUGGUACUAAAGAUAUUAUACUUGCAUCUGAAUACCCUGUUGAUAAUUACAUUUUAGCAAAAACAUUUAAAGCCAUAGUUGGGGCUCUUUUGAGAUCAGCAGGUGAAGAAAGAGCCGCACAUUUUGUGAGAGACUUUGUUAUUACUCAGUUACAAGGGAAGGAUAUAAACGAAUACUGGAAGAUAGAAGACCCUUGGAUAAUGCUUGUAGACAUACUAGAAAAAGAUGGAAUAAAAAUUGAACCAAGGCUGAUCGGUGAAGUUGGAAAGAAUACUUUGCUAGCUUGCUACAGAGUUGGUCUAUAUGUAGACAAGAAAUUGUUUUCUUCUGGAUUUGGAGAAACAGUUUCGUCCGCUAAAGAAGUGGCUGCAUUGGAAGCACUUAAAAAGAUUUUUGGAACAGAAGAUAGCAUGGCUCCUAUCAAUUUUAAACUCCAAGGAAUACAAAAAACAGUAUCAAAGCAGCAUAAACAAAUAUCUGCCAGUUAG
Parnassius mnemosyne (clouded apollo) is the source of this 969-nucleotide messenger RNA. The record is from the annotation of a GenBank genome assembly. NCBI's taxonomy places the organism in Eukaryota, Metazoa, Arthropoda, Insecta, Lepidoptera, Papilionidae.